UAGCCUGACUGCCCAGGUUCCAAGAACCUGCGACGAAGAUUAUUCAUCAUGUUAGAAGACACUUGUCAGUGGCGGCUAACAUCAAGAUUGACUAGCGUCCAAAUGGUGACGUAUGGGCCUAUAUCAUUAAUCAUCUUCUUGCGAUGGGACCCACUGUAAGAUUCCUUGAUGAUUGGCUGCACUUAUAUUAGGAGGACCAACUAAGUUUUGAGGAUUCACAAAACCAAAGCAGAGAGUGCAAGAAGAUAAUGGAGAGAGAAGAGGAUAUUGUAAUUGUGGGUGCUGGCAUAGCUGGUCUUGCUACUUGUUUGGGACUUCACAGGCUGGGGCUGCAGAGUAUCGUGUUGGAAUCAGCAGAUUCGCUGCGAGCUACUGGAUUUGCACUGGCGUUGUGGACUAACGCCUGGAGAGCUUUGGAUGCACUGGGCAUUGGGGACUCUCUUAGACAACGUUCAUUAUCCAUUACAGGGUUCAAAAGUUUCUCAGCGGAAUCAGGUGCACCUAUCAAGGAGGUAUCACUCGUGGAGAAUAACCGUGUGGAGUAUGAAAGUCGUCGCGUGAGAAGAAAAGACCUGUUGGAGAAAUUAGCUAAUGAACUGCCUGGAGGCGCUAUUAGAUAUUCUUCCAAGGUUGAUUCCAUUGAAGAAUCUGGACCAAUGAAAUUGGUACAUCUUGCAGAUGGUUCCACUAUUAGAACCAAGGUCUUAAUUGGAUGUGAUGGAGUCAAUUCUGUGGUGGCAAACUGGCUUGGGCUUCAGAAACCUGUCAAUUCUGGGCGGUCUGCAAUUAGAGGCUUUGUUGAGUAUCCGGACAAACAUGGUUAUGAGCCCAAGUUCCAUGCGUAUUUUGGAGGUGGAGUUCGGUUUGGCUUUCUUCCUAGUGAUGACAAGAGUUUGUAUUGGUUUUGCACAUUCACACCAUCUGUUGUACAUUUUGAUGGAAAUACGGAACAAGAUCCAAUGAAAUUGAAGCAAUUUGUGUUGAAAAAGGCCAGUAAUGUGUCUAAAGAACUCUGCACCGUUAUAGAGAGAACUACACUAGACUCUAUAUCUUGUGUACAGCUGAAAUUGAGAUUGCCAUGGAAUGUUUUGAUGGGGAAUAUUUUGAGAAAUAACGUUUGCGUGGUAGGUGAUGCCCUUCAUCCCAUGACUCCAGAUCUUGGUCAAGGUGGAUGUUCUGCCUUAGAGGACAGUGUUGUUAUCGCAAAGUGCCUCGGAGAAGCUUUGGUAAAACCGAUAACAGAUGGAAGAAUUGAACAAGAAGAUGAGGAAUUUAUGAAGAUUAGAAAAGGCCUUGAGAAGUAUGCUAAAGAGAGGAGAUGGAGAAGUUUUAUAUUCAUCAGUGCAGCCUAUUUAGCUGGAUUUAUACAAGAGAGUGGUAGCAAGGUAAUCAGCUUCUUAAGAGAACAUUUUUUGGCUGGAGUCACUAUAUCAGUUACACUAAGAAUUGCUAACUUCGACUGUGGAAGACUAGCUGUUUCUUGAAAUGUAUGUGAUGCAUCUUAUAUUGAACUGAAGAAAGAAAGAAGCACCAACAUUGUUGAAGUUCCAAA
Messenger RNA from Lycium ferocissimum, 1552 nucleotides. RefSeq names its product monooxygenase 2-like. Lineage: Eukaryota; Viridiplantae; Streptophyta; Magnoliopsida; Solanales; Solanaceae. Gene Ontology annotation, molecular function: FAD binding. The coding region runs from base 249 to 1484 and encodes 411 amino acids. The record is from RefSeq and is a predicted model, not a curated record. The transcript is spliced from 7 exons.